This is a messenger RNA of Quercus robur (English oak), 393 nucleotides long. Its product is annotated as egg cell-secreted protein 1.4-like. Bases 1 to 393 code for a protein of 130 amino acids. The transcript has a single exon. Gene Ontology annotation, biological process: double fertilization forming a zygote and endosperm. The record is from RefSeq and is a predicted model, not a curated record. Lineage: Eukaryota; Viridiplantae; Streptophyta; Magnoliopsida; Fagales; Fagaceae.
AUGGCUAGCAUAAAUGUGUUUAUGUUAUUGUCCCUUGCAUGCGUCUUGGCAGUGACAAAUGUGACUGCAACAAGGGACUUGUACAUUAAGCCUGGACAUAGGCUUGCAGCAAGGCUUGAAACCAGUGAAGGCUUAGUCCCUUGCUGGAACGCACUAUUGGAGCUCAAAUCAUGCUCAAAUGAGAUUGUUAUUUUCUUCCUCAAUGGCCAGACUGAUAUUGGUCCUGACUGUUGCCGCGCCAUUACUAUUAUAACACAUAACUGCUGGCCUGCCAUGCUCACUUCACUCGGUUUCACAGCUGAGGAAGGCAAUAUUCUAAGAGGCUAUUGUGAUGCAGCAGCCUCCAUUCCAUCUGCAGCUCCUUCUCCUUGCUCACCAGCGCCUCGGGCCUAG